Molossus molossus (Pallas's mastiff bat) is the source of this 1730-nucleotide messenger RNA. RefSeq names its product tubulin epsilon and delta complex 2 (gene TEDC2). The coding region runs from base 28 to 1305 and encodes 425 amino acids. The record is from RefSeq and is a predicted model, not a curated record. The transcript is spliced from 10 exons. Lineage: Eukaryota; Metazoa; Chordata; Mammalia; Chiroptera; Molossidae.
AAAUCAUGAACACGGAUUGCUGUCUUCAUGUUGCCGGUCGGCUGCUCGCGCCGGCUGGUGGCCGAGCUGCAGGGCGCCCUGGACACCUGUGCCGAGCGACAGCGGCAGCUGGAGCGGGACCUGCGAGUCUCCCGGAGGCUGCUGCGGACUUGGGAACCAGCUGAGAUCCCAGCUCCGGAGCCAACCCCAGGUCCAGAAACUCAUGAAAAAGCCCUGUCUCCAGUAUGCACACCCAGCCCCCAAGACCUCAAAGAGUUGGAGCUUUUAACCCAGGCACUGGAGAAGGCUGUACACGUGCGAAAAGGCAUUUCUAAGGCUGAAGAAAGAGACAAGGCCUCCAGCCUGAAGUCUAGGUCCAUUGCCACUUCUGCUACCACCGUUUUUGCCCCAACCCGGGCUUCUCAGACAAAAUCCCCCAGGGACAUCCGUCAGACUACCAUGCCUGCCAAGGGCCUCCCUAAGCCGAGGCUUCUGUCAACGGGGGAACAGACCUGUAUAGGGAGAGGGCCCCAAGCUGCCAAAACUGGACGAGGCCUCAGGGACCAACAGAUAGCUCUGUCGACUGCUCCACAAGCCCCAGAAGCUUUCACACUCAAGGAGAAGGGGACCCUGCUGCAGCUGCCCAUGGCCUUCAGGAAGGUGGCUUCUCAGAACUCCCGGCUGUGGGCCCAGCUCAGCUCUACACAGACCGGCGACUCCAUGGAUGUUACUACUUCCUCUAAAACCCAGUUCCUCCAGAAAAUGCAGAUGACUUCGGGCUGGCCCAGCACCAGGCUUAGUGCUGCAGAGAUAGAGGCAGAGGUGGGGCGCCUGCAGAAGGCCUGCUUACUGCUGAGACUGCGAAUGGGGGAAGAGCUCACAAAAGACCCCACGGACUGGAUGCAGGAGUAUCGCUGCCUGCUUACCUUGGAGGGGUUGCAGGCCAAUGUGGGGCAGUGUCUCCAAAGGCUACAGAAGCUUCGGUCAGAAGUGGUGGAACAGCAGCUGGGGCCACGGCCUGAAAGGAGACUCCCCACAGCCUCAUUGCCCUGUGGAGGAGGAGCAGACCCCAUCUGGAGCCCCCAGUUGCUUCUCUACUCCAGCACCCAGGAGCUGCAGACCCUGGCGGCCCUUAGGCUUCGGGUGUGCAUGCUGGACCAGCAGAUCCACCUGGAAAAGGUCUUGAUGGCAGAACUCCUCCCCUUGGUGAGCACACAGGAGUCACUGGGACCACCCUGGUUGGCACUAUGCCGGGCUGUGCACAGCCUUCUCUGCGAGGGAGGCCAGCGUUUCCUCACCAUCCUGCGAGAUGAACCUGCUUACUGAACCCUUCCUGUGGCAGGGCAAGCUGGUCUGGGUCUGUUGGAGAGAGGACUUCUUCUCUGGUCAGAGUUAAAUGAACAGAGAUUGAAGGGAUUUUCACUGGUGCAGUGGCCUGGGCAGAGAUGCCUGUGCUCCCCUGGGAAACCAAGGGGCAGAGUUGGCCUUCUGGCUCUUCCUGAGGAACUAGGUCCCUUCUCACAGGGCCUAACCUGGUCAGGGCUCAGCUGGGCCCUCCACAGGCUUGGGGAGACUAGAGGCCUGUUGGGCUUUUCUUAGCUACCUCUGUUUUUUCUUGCUUUAGACAUAAAAGCUGCUUGUGUGACAUUAAAACUGCUUUACAAAGUAUAUAUAUUUACAUCAUACCAAAGUGGGAUUUGAUACAUUUAUUUUUUUUUGUGUUUUUGGUUACCAAGAAUAUAUCAAGUGCA